UAUAGCAUCUAUGUACAUCCUCUUCUGCCAUGAAGUUGUUGUUCAAAUUACAGACUCUAAAAUCUCUGUGGACUUUGAAGCUUCCUAAUAGGACUUUCCAUGGACACCCCAGGCUGCUCACAUCUGAUGUAUAUUCACAAUACGAGCCUGUCAGGAGGGGCAAACAGGAAAUACCAAAAUACUUCAACUUUGCAAGUGAUGUUCUGGACAAAUGGUCUGAGAUUGAAAAGGCUGGAAAGAGACCAUCAAACCCUGCCUUUUGGUGGAUAAAUGGAGAAGGUGAAGAAGUGAAGUGGAGCUUUGAGGAGCUGGGGUUCCUGUCUCGGAAAGUGGCAAAUGUUCUGACUAAAGUAUGUGGACUGCAGAAGGGGGACAGAAUUGUUGUGGUCCUGCCACGAGUUCCAGAAUGGUGGCUGAUAGCUGUGGCUUGCAUGCGAGCAGGAAUUGUCUUAAUUCCAGGAAUAUCCCAAUUGUCAGCCAAAGACAUACUAUAUCGACUCCAAGCGUCAAAAGCCACGUGCAUUAUUACCGAUGACACACUGACUCCCGCUGUGGACUCAGUGGCAUCUGAGUGUCAGUUUCUGAAAACCAAGCUAAUUGUGUCCAAAGGCAGUAGGGAGGGAUGGCUCAACUUCACUGACCUCUACAAAAACCAAUCUGCUGACCAUACCUGUGUCAAAACAAGGAUUCAAGACUCAAUGAUUAUCUUCUUUACCAGUGGAACCACAGGUUCUCCAAAGAUGACUGAACAUUCCCAGGGUAGUCUUGGUUUCAGACCCCUUUUAAGUGAAAGGUAUUGGUUGGAUUCGACUCCCUCAGAUGUGAUAUGGAGCACAGCAGACACAGGAUGGAUAGUAGCUUCACUGGCAUCUGUUUUUGAUCCCUGGGUUUUUGGAUCAUGCAUCUUUAUACAUAAGCUACCACGGAUUGAAUCAGCAGCCAUCUUAAAUACUCUUUGCAGAUUCCCUAUUGACACACUGGUUAGUGCUCCAACAUUGUUCCGCAUGCUGGUACAAAAUGAUUUUUCCAGCUACAAAUUCAUGAACCUGAAGCACUGUGUGAGUGGAGGAGAGCCACUCAACCCAGAAGUUCUGCAGCAAUGGAAAAGCAAGACUGGGCUGGACAUCUAUGAAGUAUAUGGACAGACUGAAACGGGAAUAAUCUGCUCUGGUUUUAAAGGAAUGAAGAUUAAACCUGGAUCAAUGGGGAAGGCAGCUCCACUUUACGAUGUUCAGAUUAUAGACAAAAAUGCUAAUAUUCUGCCUUCAGGACAACAGGGGGAAAUUGCUGUCAGAAGCAAACCUAUAAAACCACUUGGUUUUUUCUCUGGAUAUGUGGAUAACCCUAAGAAAACCGCAGAAACUGAACGUGGGGAUUUUUAUGUCACUGGAGACAGAGGGACUGUGGAUGAAGAUGGAUAUUUUCAGUUCAUUGGAAGAGACGAUGACAUCAUCAUUUCUUCAGGAUAUCGCAUUGGGCCUUUUGAAGUAGAGAAUGCCCUGAUAGAACACCCAGCAGUAGCAGAAACAGCUGUUGUCAGCAGCCCAGAUCCCAUCAGAGGAGAGGUUGUGAAAGCAUUUGUGGUCCUGUCCCCAACUUUUUCAUCCAAUGAUUUAGAGAGCUUAACCUGGGACUUGCAGGAGCAUGUCAAGAAAACUACUGCUCCAUAUAAAUACCCCAGAAAGGUGGAAUUUGUCCAAGAGCUGCCAAAAACAGUCACUGGGAAGAUCAAGAGGAAUGAAUUAAGAAAGAAAGAGUGGGGUCGGAUGUAG
Molecule: messenger RNA, 1772 nt
Organism: Melopsittacus undulatus (budgerigar)
Lineage: Eukaryota; Metazoa; Chordata; Aves; Psittaciformes; Psittaculidae
Product: acyl-coenzyme A synthetase ACSM3, mitochondrial
Exons: 13
Coding region: 30-1772 (580 amino acids)
Biological process (GO): acyl-CoA metabolic process; fatty acid biosynthetic process
Cellular component (GO): mitochondrial matrix
Molecular function (GO): fatty acid ligase activity; fatty-acyl-CoA synthase activity
Source: RefSeq, a predicted model, not a curated record